Manduca sexta (tobacco hornworm) is the source of this 762-nucleotide messenger RNA. Its product is annotated as immunoglobulin domain-containing protein oig-4. The coding region runs from base 115 to 606 and encodes 163 amino acids. The transcript has 4 exons. The record is from RefSeq and is a predicted model, not a curated record. Lineage: Eukaryota; Metazoa; Arthropoda; Insecta; Lepidoptera; Sphingidae.
AAUCAGCUACAGCACCAGACACCAGUUGCACUCAACGCUUGUAAAAGAUCAUACACGUGCGCCGUGCUCUACCGGCAACCCUGUUUGUUUACGGACACAGGCUAGCCGACACAAAUGUUGCGUCUGCGAGCUUCGUUUUUGAUCAGUUUGCUAGUCCUCUACUGUUUUAUCAUUAACACGACCGACGCCAGGCGCGGCCGUACUAGAAGCAGAACUAAAUCUAAGGUGCAAAUCGGUUUACCUAUUACAGGAAAAUAUAGAGAUCCAGAAUCCGAUCAGUAUUACAAUAACAAUGAUGGUGCGAAGAUAUUGCUGGCAUCGCAUUUCGAUCUUGAGUAUGUGUUAGGACAUAAAAUAGCUUUCCUUUGCAUUGCAAAAGGCUCUCCGCGGCCACACAUUACUUGGUUCAAAGACGGCGUGGAGAUAUUCGCUCACCACUACUUGCACAUACACGAAUGGCCGAUUGGAGAGGACCGCGUGAAGUCAAAGAUCGAGAUCGAUCCGGCCACGCAGAUGGACGCCGGCGUGUACGAGUGCACGGCGGACAACAUGUACUCUAUAGACAGACGCUCUUUCAAAACAGACUUCUCUAUUGCCUUCGACUAGAAACUCCAACCAAUCGCCGUUGUCAUACACUAAACUUCCAGAAUAUUCCAACUCAAAUGUGAUUUUUAAUUUCAAUAAAUAUUUUUAACUUAUUGUUAUGUAGAUGGAUAUUGCUCAGGGUUUAAAAAUUAAUAAAUGAUGUUUAUUAUGAUUCAA